AUGCAUAGGAGUAUUCUGAUGGAUUUGAGCAUGGCCACUGAUGAGAAGACUUUACUUGAGAAGUUGAAGGCCCUAUACUCGAACUUGGAAGGCCUUCCUCCUGAUCGAAUUAUUCCAACUGUGGGACUCAAUAUUGAUCGUGUUGAAUUGUCAAAUACAAAACUUGUGUUCUGGGACCUGGGAGGUCAGUCCGGUCUUCAUUCAAUUUGGGAGAAAUAUUAUGAAGAGGCACAUGCUGUGGUAUAUGUAAUUGACGCUUCUUGCCCAUCAUGUUUUGAAGAUUCAAAAUCAGCACUGGCUCUUUGUUAUGCAAAUAUUGAAAGGCAGCAAGCAACCUCACCAUCUGUUAUCGUCAAAGGUGCCGGGAUGAAGAAUAAGAUCAGGCCAAGAGGAAGAAAGUAUGGAGCUCUAAAGGUGGCCUUGGUGAACCUAAUACUUUUCAAGAAAUUACGUCUAAGAAGGCACAUUUUAAAAAGGCAACGAUGGAUCAGUCCAGCUCCGUAAACCAACCAUUUAGGAGAUGAAGAAAUACAAUACACAUGAAUGGUUGAGGAAGGUUUACCACCUGUUUCCCUGCUGUUAUACGUCUAUGUGGUUGACCAUUGCAAUGUUGUGCUGAUCUGGGGCAGUCUUGUUGAGGGUUCUCCAUUUGGUUGUAUUUUUACAUCAAUUUUGGGAUGUUCAUUUAUAUUUGCAUCUCACAUUUGUGAAGAUUAUACUAAUGCUGAACGGCACAAAAACCGCAUAACAUGAGGGUUACUUAAGUAAUGGAACUGACACAACUGCACAUCACAAGUAUAAUCUGAAUACGUAAGACAAUUUGAUCAUGGAACUCCUUAGUUUAAAACCCUUUUGAGCAUGCACCUCUUGCAUAUUGGCAAAAAAUCAGG
Molecule: messenger RNA, 890 nt
Organism: Vitis vinifera (wine grape)
Lineage: Eukaryota; Viridiplantae; Streptophyta; Magnoliopsida; Vitales; Vitaceae
Exons: 5
Coding region: 1-504 (167 amino acids)
Biological process (GO): protein localization to organelle; Golgi to plasma membrane protein transport; intracellular protein transport
Cellular component (GO): Golgi apparatus
Molecular function (GO): GTP binding; GTPase activity
Source: RefSeq, a predicted model, not a curated record